AUGAAAGAACUUCUCAAGAGAUACUUCGGAUACGACACUUUCCGCCCUCUUCAGGAAGAGAUAAUUGGCAGCGUGAUGCAAAAGAGAGAUGCGCUGGUGAUUAUGCCUACGGGCGGCGGCAAGUCGCUUUGCUACCAGCUUCCGGCGUUGCGGCUCGAUGGCAUAACGCUAGUGGUAUCGCCGCUUAUUUCGCUGAUGAAAGACCAGGUGGAUGCGCUUAAGGCAAACGGUAUCGCAGCCGAACUCGUCAACAGCACGCUGACAUACGCCGAGAUAAUGCGUGUGCAGGAGCGAGCACAGCGCGGCGACCUCAAGAUCCUUUAUCUGGCACCGGAGCGAUUGGCUCUGCCAGACUUCAGGGGUUUUCUGAAGGCGCUGGAUGUGAGCCUUGUGGCGGUGGAUGAGGCGCACUGCAUAUCGGAGUGGGGUCAUGACUUCCGCCCUGACUAUCGGACGUUGGGCGACCUGCGGCGCAGCAUGCCAGCCGUGCCGUUCAUCGCGCUGACGGCGACGGCUACUGAGCGAGUGCGCCACGACAUCGUUUCGCAGCUCGGCCUGAAGGAGCCUCAGCAGUUCAUAGCCAGCUUCGAUCGUCCCAACCUCCGAUAUGAGGUGCGACCUAAACAGCGAGCAUUCGAACAGCUUGUCCAACUUCUGAGAGCGCGCAAGGGCGAGUCGGCAAUCAUCUACUGCUUCUCGCGUAAAGAUACAGAGGAAUUGGCGGACAGGCUGCGGGACGAGGGCUUCAAGGCGCUGCCGUACCAUGCGGGGAUGGAUGGCGAGACACGGGGCAGGAAUCAGGAAGGUUUCAUACGCGACGAGACAGAUAUUAUCGUGGCGACCAUCGCAUUCGGGAUGGGCAUUGACAAGCCGGAUGUGCGUCUUGUGGUUCACCAGGAACUGCCGAAGUCACUAGAGGCAUACUAUCAGCAGACGGGGCGCGCAGGCCGAGACGGAUUGCCGAGCGACUGUGUGCUGUUCUAUUCUUAUGGCGAUAAGAUAAAGCAGGACUUCUUCAUAAACCAGAUCAAUGACGAGGCAGAGCGUCAGAGUGCACAGGCGAAGUUGGCGCAGGUUAUUGAGUUCUGCGAGUUGCGAAGAUGUCGCCGCAAGUACCUGCUGGAGUAUUUCGGAGAUGACUCGCUGGCCAGCGGCGCGGAUGCAGGAUCGUACAACUGCGGCGGCUGCGAUGUGUGCCUCGCCGAGCUGGAGGAUUUUGACGCGACGGUCAUUUCGCAAAAGAUACUGUCCGCCGUUGUUCGCACGGGGGAGCGGUUUGGAGCAGGUUACAUUGCACAGGUACUGCGUGGCUCCAAGGUGGAACGCGUUCUCAGGCUUGGGCAUGACAAGCUGAGCGUGUACGGCAUCGUUGACGACUUCGCGGACGGGGACAUCAGAGAAAUCUGCGGCAUGCUGCUCGACAAAGGGCUUUUGCAUAAGAACAGCGGCGAGUACGCCACGCUGGGGGUAACGGCAGAAGGGCGAGAUUUUCUCAGAAGCAGAGAGCAGCUCAUACUUACCAGACCCAAGAAAUUUGAGCAAGAGUCUGAAAGCGCAUCGUCAAGCUCUCGCGGCGCGAUUGAGUACGACGGCAAGCUGUUCGAAGAGUUACGUGAGCUCCGCAGAAGUAUCGCUGCAGAAAACGGCGUGCCGCCUUAUAUCGUGUUCGGGGACGCAACACUGCAGCAGAUGGCGCACUACAUGCCGCAGAACCUGAACAGCCUGUCGCAUAUAUCGGGAGUGGGCGCGGUUAAGUUGAAGCAGUACGGCGAUGAAUUUCUGGCAGUCAUCUGCGAGUAUGCGCGGGAGAAUAAUCUCGCCGACCGUACUGACACAGGGAGUGGCCGCAUUAGACAGCGAAGCAGCGAAACGAGCCGCAAGGGAAGGCGAACUGCUACCCAUGAGACGACAAAGCACCUGCUGGACCAAAGCAAGACCGUACACGAAGUCGCGCAAGAACGAGAGUUGACUGCGAACACGAUAGUCUCGCACAUCGAGAUGCUCGUUCAAAGUGGGGAAGCACUUGACUUGCGCGCACACCUGCCUGCGGGCGAGCGCGUGAAGCACAUCGAGGACGCCUUCAGUCGAUUAGGCUACACUAGGAUUGCGCCAGUUAGGGAAUUACUGGGCCACGAUUACUCAUACGAAGAGAUAAGGUUGGUGCGCGCCUUUGUAAGGCAGCAGGUCAGCGAGACGGCAAUUGACGAAUAG
Messenger RNA from Geodia barretti, 2211 nucleotides. Lineage: Eukaryota; Metazoa; Porifera; Demospongiae; Tetractinellida; Geodiidae. The record is from the annotation of a GenBank genome assembly.